AUGGUGGUUCACCAGGAUUUCCUCCUCCGACUGAAGUCCACGUCGUUCAAGGGCCUGAAGUGUUCGCACCAGCCGUCGCCCUGGCUGGGCGACUGGGGCUACUUCAGCAUAAUGCCGAACAUCGGCAACGCUAAGCUCCUCGACACAGGUCCAGCUGAAGACGCAGACAGUGGACCCGCAGACAUCCCACCACCAAUUUUUCGCCAGGGUGCGCCGUGGCUGCAGUACUCUCCGAGCGAGUCCACCUGGAAGCCCUACCUCUUCAGCACCUCGCUGGGCACUGCGGGCUCACUAGAUCGCAUCAAGUUUGAGUUCACGCCCACGAGCCACGCGGGUGCAGGGCGCGUCAUCUUCUCGCCUGGUUCCACCGAGGACGGUGCCAUCGAGGUGCAGGUGCCGAAGGGUUUGACCAUCACAAACGGUCGUAUCUUGAGCGGCUACACUACCACGGCCGAGGGUCAGGUUCCCGACGGCUUCCAGUUGUAUUUUGUCAUGAAUUUCAGCAGGCAGCCAAUCCGUGUGGACGACCAGAGCUGCUUCGCGAGCGCCCUGGGCUUCAGCAAGUGCAGCUUGACCAGGAUCAUCUUUGGCCCCGACGCUGGAACGGUGGAGUUUGGGGUGGCCACCAGCCUGAUCUCCCUGGAGCAAGCCGCGCUCAACCUGAAGCAGCAGGUCUCUGGAAAGACAUUCGAGGAGGUCGCGGAGGAGGGCCGCCGAGUGUGGUCACAGGCCUUAGGGCGCGUCUCGGUGGAGAUGCAGGACGACGAGCAGCACAAGGUCUUCUACACCAAUCUCUGGAAGUCGAUGCUGUUUCCCCGCUUCCUGCAGGAGCAGGACAAGCACGGUCACGAGAUGCACUACAGCCCUUUCAACGGGUUAGUCCAACCUGGGAAAUUGGCCGUGGACAGCGGCUUUUGGGACGCGUACCACACGGUGUACCCCCUGAAUUCCGUCGUCUUCCCAGAGAACCUCGGGCACCUCAUGGAUGCCUGGGUCAACGCGUACAACGAAAACGGAUGGAUUCCACAGUGGGCCUCGCCUGGCAAUCGCGACUCCAUGGUGGGCACCAUGAGCGACGUGUCUGUGGCUGACGCCAUCGUGAAGAGCGAGGCGGGCGGCUUCUCCUUCGACCUGCAGACGGCCUACGAGGCCAUCCGGAAGGACGCGACCGAGCCCCCCAUGGACUGGGACAAGCGGGGAGGCCGCCCAGGGCUCGCGGAGUACAAUGAGUCGAGCUUCGUGGUCGAGGGAGCCACGGUGUCCAGGAGAACUGUCAGCCAAGGCGUGCCGACCAGCCGCCAGGCGCUGAUGGGAGCCAGGAGAGCUCGGAGUCCAAGUACGUCCACGACGGCAUGUUGCUCAAGGUGA
Molecule: messenger RNA, 1368 nt
Organism: Prorocentrum cordatum
Lineage: Eukaryota; Dinophyceae; Prorocentrales; Prorocentraceae
Source: the annotation of a GenBank genome assembly